AUGGCUGUAGACGGUGACUGGACCCACGUCAAGCGUAAAUCCCGUCGCAAUGCGCCUUCUCCUCCCAAGACAGCCACGACCACACAUCUUCCACCAGAUACGUUUGCGCCGCGCACCACGGGCGUGUUACGUCCUCCAGAAGCCUUGCGCACCGAUUAUGACCGGAUUCACCCGCAGUGGCUCGAGUCCCCGGCCCACCAAGCACUAAUAAAGCUGGUCGAUGACCACGCGAAGGGAUUGCGGAUAAGCAAGGUCGUGUGUCUGGGCAUAGGCACCUUUGACCCGGACGAUGGCGCGUGGGAGGCCAAGAGGGCGGCAUAUGUGCAGCUCUGCGCACUGUCGACGCUUAUAUCCCAAUUACCAAAAUAUAACGAGGACUCUGUAGAGUGUAUAUUCCAAGAACCCAUCUUUACAGUAUCCGACAAGUCUUUCCUCGCAGCCUUGGGCUACCGCGUUGUAGCUUCGCCUACUGCAUACGAGCUCAUCGAUGAUGCUACUCUGCUCUUUGCCGUGCACCUCUACCGUCCUAUAUACGCCGCUGCUCUGAAAUCCAGCUUACCAGCCAUAUUCGUCGGUACGGGGUGGGACGUCUGGGACACAGUAACAAUGGAGAAAUCCAGUGAUCUGGAGAAUAUGAAGAAGAUGGACAAGACGUACACACGGCACGCGUUCCCGCAGGAUACCGCCAGUACAGCCUUUUCCAGCACCAGCAUAUACUUCAAGCCGCCGCCAGAAAGCACAUCCCCAGAUGCUCGACGUUCAUCACUUGAAGCAUCGCCUAAUAAUAACACGGAUAAGCCCGCACAGGAGUCUUCUUGCAAAGACAUUACGAGCAAGAAAAACGGCGCAGCCCAUGUCCCUGCAGCUUUGUCUGCAGACAGGGCCAAGGCUAGAGACGAGACAAAGAUCCCUGAUGAGUGUGCCGACGACAAGGUUGGCGACGGCAUGCCAGACGAAGCCGAAGGCCCGAGAUUACAAGGCACAACGGUAAAAGACAAGCCAAAUAAAGAACAAGAUACACCAUCAGAAGAGUAG
This is a messenger RNA of Akanthomyces muscarius, 1035 nucleotides long. RefSeq lists its product as uncharacterized. The coding region runs from base 1 to 1035 and encodes 344 amino acids. The transcript has 3 exons. NCBI's taxonomy places the organism in Eukaryota, Fungi, Ascomycota, Sordariomycetes, Hypocreales, Cordycipitaceae. The record is from RefSeq and is a predicted model, not a curated record.